Dreissena polymorpha is the source of this 846-nucleotide messenger RNA. Its product is annotated as allene oxide synthase-lipoxygenase protein-like. Gene Ontology annotation, biological process: lipid oxidation. The transcript is spliced from 2 exons. Lineage: Eukaryota; Metazoa; Mollusca; Bivalvia; Myida; Dreissenidae. Gene Ontology annotation, molecular function: metal ion binding; oxidoreductase activity, acting on single donors with incorporation of molecular oxygen, incorporation of two atoms of oxygen. The coding region runs from base 1 to 846 and encodes 281 amino acids. The record is from RefSeq and is a predicted model, not a curated record.
AUGAGUCUGAGACAGGGCGUUAAGAGACGAAUGGAGGCAUCAUCGGAGCAGGAUGGGAGUCCGUCGUUGAAAAGCGGCUUUACUUUUCAUAUUGAUAAUCCAAACGUACAGAAGGAGCCUUUGAGUUACCGAACCAAAUGGAAGCUCAACGUGGAAGGAACGCUCCCGGCCAACCUCAAAGAGAGGGGUGUAGACAGCCCAGAAGUAGUUUCCUACUACCCCUUCUGGGAUGAUACACUUCUGACGUACAACGCAAUCCUGCAAUACGUAACAGAUUACGUGCUCCUAUAUUAUCCAUCCGACACCGUGUUGUCUCAAGACAUUGAGCUACAGAGCUGGCUGGCAGAACUGGACAGACCCAUAGCAAAUGGUGGCCUCGGGGUCCUGGGUGUUGAAGGUGUCAACGGGACGUUUACGUCACGUGACAAGUUGAUUCAGGUCGUCACGAGCAUCAUUUACACGUGCAGUGCGGGUCACGCGGGUGUGAACUUCAAGCAGUAUGAUGAGUACGCCUUUAUGAUUAACUACCCAUCAAAACUACGAGGAAAUCCGCCUAGCGACAAAAGAAGUCAUUCUGAACGCGACGUGCUGCAAGCCAUUCAAGAUCGCUCUUACCAGUACAAACUUCUGACGAUAGCAAAAAUUAUCAGCGAGCAUUCUUUCGGGAAACCGUUGGGAAACUUUGAAAAAGAUUACGUCUGCGAGCAGAAAGCGUUGGAAAUUGUGAACAAGUUUCGAGAAGAGCUAAAAAAGAUCAAUGCAACCACCCAAGAAAGGAACAGAAAAAGACCAAUCCGCUACGAGUGCAUGCUUCCAAGCUUAAUACCAAAUUCUAUCAGCAUCUAA